Molecule: messenger RNA, 1602 nt
Organism: Nipponia nippon (crested ibis)
Lineage: Eukaryota; Metazoa; Chordata; Aves; Pelecaniformes; Threskiornithidae
Source: RefSeq, a predicted model, not a curated record
AUGUUGGGGCUGCCCUGCCUGGUGGGGCUGCUGACCUUGCUGAUGUCCUCUGUUGCUCCACCGGUGCCUCCCGCUCCGGGCAGCCCCCUGUCAGACAGCGAGUACCAGCUCUUCUUUGCCAGACUGCAGCCCCCCUGGAAGGCGGAGGUGUCCUGCCAGCUGCGCCAGGCACACGGCUGCCUCAGCCCCGCCGUCCUGCAGCUGGACCAGGAGGAGAACCAUGGCCGUGUCCCCAAAGGGCCGGUCUGCUCUGAAUUCCCAGAGGCACCGUGGUUUCAGACCUUCUGCCAGUUCGCCCAGUACCGAUGCUUCAAACACCAGUUCUACGCCAAGGUGGGGAGCAGGAUUCAGACCGGGGAGGGGGGGAGCAUCACUUGGGAGGUGGAAGAGCGAAUCUCAUGUCUGAGUUUGUCUCCUCCAAAAAACCUUCUCCUCCCAAUGGAGCAACCUCAUGCUGCGGGCUCCUGGGCAAGGGGCGAAAGCUCUCCUAUGGAAGAAGGGCGGGCUUCUCUCUCGCCCGCUGAUGCCCUGCUGCGCACCAACGUGGACGCUCUCCUGAAGUACUCCUAUGCACUGUCGAGUCAGAAGCCGCUGCCGAAGAAGCUCCCCCCGGCCACAGCAGGGGUGCCGAGACAGCCGGAGGACAGGAGGCCGCCUGUGCUCCCACCAACCCUGCCGGUCCCGCCUGCCCCCUCGCCUCCCAGGCUGGGACCCCCUGCCCGGGCGGCGCAAACCUGGGAGCGACGCCUGCAGGACAGCGUCUGGCAGCUGAUCCACUUGGCCCUCUCCUUGGAGACAUCCCUAGGCACCGAGGGCUCUUCUCCGGCCUCCGGCACCAAGUCAGACCCAGAGAGCACGUCAGGCAACGCCAAGGAGGGGGUGCAAGAAACAGAUCCCCCUGGCAGCCUUUUAGCCCUGAAGAAGGAUGAGGCAGUGACGAUCCUGUGCUAUGCAGUGCUGGAGGGAAACUGUCUCUCGUCGGUGGUCACCGAGGCCUGGAAGGAGAUGGAAGAAAGAGUCCUUGGGUUUGGAGAUUUGGUGUGUGACAACCUCGGGCGGCGUCACAUGGACCUGUGCCCUCACUGCGCUUUCUGCUCGCUGAAGAAGGAGCAGUGUCAGAACAUCAAAAACCUGAACCGCGUUCACUGCGAGACAGGCAGCUUCAUCACCUACAUCAACCCUCAGAUCUCAGCCCAGUACCAGGCUGCAGGCAACAAGCACGGCUCUUUUUAUCCCACCCCUUUGCAGACCUCGGAGUACUACAGCAUGGAGGUUUUCAGAGGGCUGAGGGUGGAGUACUGGUGCAGCCGGAUGGCCACCCGUGGCUGUGAGGACCCUCGUGUGACCCUCUGGCUGAAGGCAGAGUACACGGCCCUCCAAGUCAGAGAUGCCCCGAGCCAGAUCUGUGACUCGGAUGGCAUUCAGCACCCCAGCUACUGCGCGUUCAAGAGCCACCAGUGUCUGCAGCAGAGCCUCUACAACCAGAAGGUGACUCACCGCGGCUGCCGCAGAAACGAGACGUACCGGGUGUUGAGUGAGGAGGAGGGAGAGGAGGAGGUGCGGCUGUGGCACCAGCGGUUCCUCAGCCUCACCAAGGGGUGA